AUGUCCUUGCAUGGCCUUCCAGAUCCUGAGACUCUGGUGGGCAUCGCGAACAACCUUCGCACGGCAAAAUACGUCCAGUUGGCGGCGUUUACGAUUCUAAUAUAUGAUCAUUUGCUUACCUUCCCACUAGAGUUUGACCGCGUCUGGAAGCAAAAGUUCUCAGGAGCAACUCUGCUUUUUCUCCUCAAUCGGUACAUAACACCGCUCCAGUUCAUUCAUUGUCAUCGUCGGCGAGUACCUCUCAUAAUCCACAAACCACCGCAUCUGAAGUCCGGUUCAGCAUUUCAUCAUCCGAAAUGGACAGGAAAGACGUGUGACGACUUUGUCCUCUUCGAAGGCGCCACGAGUGGUGCACUGGCAAGUAUUUGUGAAUUGAUUAUGAUCCUACGGGUGUACGGGUUAUACCUAAGGUCAAAUCGCAUUCUGGGCUUUUUGAUGUCACUUUGGCUUGUGCAAGUCAUUGUACAGUCGAAAGGUGUUAGUAUGGGUUUCGCCGUGAAAUUCCCUCCAGGGCCAGCAUUUGUCGGAUGCAUUUUGACGGGCCCGAGUAACUGGUUUGCCGCUAUUUGGGUGAUCGCACUCAUGGGCGACAGCGUCAUUUUCUUCCUCACCGUGUGGCGCGUGCGCCAGUACCUCUCUUCACCGGAAAGCUUGCCUAUACUUCACAUCAUCCUGCGAGAUGGGACGAUGUAUUUCUUGGCCAUAUUCUUGAUGAAUCUCGUCAACGUCUUGAUGUUUUUCUUUGCUUGGGCCGACCUGAAGUUCCUAGUUGCACCGUUUAGCGCCAUCAUGACCUGCGUGUUGCUUUCACGCCUGGUCCUCAAUCUACGAGCGGCGCCGUCCUCCAAUAUGCCUUCGUCAAUGGCACUGACGAGACCGAAGGAGGGCUUAGUGUUUGCGGCAAUAGCCACCCGAGUUGUUGACACGUUCGUCGAGGACUUUGAGACGGCAGAAGAUUAUGAUUCAAUAUCGAGCGACAACGAGGACGGAGGCAGCCACCACCAUCAUGAUUCAUCUUCAUCUGAAGUGUAA
Messenger RNA from Cyclocybe aegerita, 1032 nucleotides. The record is from the annotation of a GenBank genome assembly. Lineage: Eukaryota; Fungi; Basidiomycota; Agaricomycetes; Agaricales; Hemipholiotaceae.